CCCACCUCCCUGGGUGGAAUCUUGGGCCCCAGGCGAGCCGACUGGGCGGCCAGCGCUCCACUCAGCCGGCUGGUCUGUUUGAGGGUUGCCCUGACGACACCCACUUCCGGGAGCAGGGCUCGGCGAAUCCGGCUCGCCGGGUGCGGGCGGGCCCCGGAGGCCUUCCCGGACUGUGUGGAUCGUUGCUCGCCAGCACCUGCUCCCGGGAGUGGAGGGCGAGGUCUCCGCCCCAGCCUCGGGGUGUGACCUUGAGCGGCGGCCCUCAGACUGUUUCUUUGUUGCUCCUGGCAACAGCCACUUCCGGGAGCGAGUGCAGUUCCCCCAGCAACGCGAGCCCCGGAGCCCCGGGUUCCCGCCUCCCAGCGGCAGUUAGUCGGUCGGUCGUCGCUGUUCGCCGCUCAUCCUGGGCCUUCUCGCCUCCUCGGCGGGACCUCCGGGGCCACCAUGGUUCUGCUGCACGUGAAGCGGGGCGACGAGAGCCAGUUCCUGCUGCAGGCGCCGGGGAGCACGGAGCUGGAGGAGCUCACGGUGCAGGUGGCCCGGGUCUACAACGGGCGGCUCAAGGUGCAGCGCGUCUGCUCAGAAAUGGAAGAAUUAGCAGAACAUGGCGUAUUUCUCCCUCCCAAUAUGCAAGGACUGACUGACGACCAAAUUGAAGAUUUGAAAUUAAAGGAUGAAUGGGGUGAAAAGUGUGUCCCCAGUGCGGGUUCAGUAUUUAAAAAGGAUGAUAUUGGACGAAGGAAUGGACAAGCUCCAAAUGAAAAGAUGAAGCAAGUUUUAAAGAAGACUAUAGAAGAAGCCAAAGCAAUAAUAUCGAAGAAACACGUGGAAGCCAACGUCUGCGUUACCAUGGAGAUGGUGAAAGACGCCUUGGACCAGCUUCGAGGUGCAGUGAUGAUUGUUUAUCCCAUGGGGUUGCCGCCAUACGAUCCUAUCCGGAUGGAAUUUGAAAAUAAAGAAGAUCUGUCGGGGAGUCAGGCAGCACUCAGUGUCAUCUCAGAAUCAGAGGCACAAUUGUGGUGGGCAGCGAAGGAGCUAAGACGAACAAAGAAGCUUUCGGACUACGUGGGGAAGAAUGAAAAAACCAAAAUUAUCGUCAAGAUUCAGCGGAGGGGGCAAGGAGCUCCAGCGCGAGAACCCAUCAUUAGCAGUGAGGAGCAGAAGCAGCUGAUGCUUUUCUAUCACAGAAGACAAGAGGAGCUCAAGAAACUGGAAGAAAAUGACGACGAUUCCUGUUUAAAUUCUCCGUGGGCAGAUAACACUGCUUUGAAAAGACAUUUUCAUGGAGUAAAAGACAUAAAGUGGAGACCAAGAUGAAGUUCACCGGUUGAUGAAGCUUUCUAAAAUAUUAGCUCACCUUUCUUUUGGCAAAAUAAUAAUAAUAAUAACUAAAAAGGACACCCACAGCUCUCUUUGAAAGUUGUUGAAAUUUCUGGUUUUCCUAGUUGUUUUUCAGUUUGAAUGUUUAAAAUAAAAGUUAUUCAAGGUUUUAGAACUUAAUAAAUACAUUCUCAAAAGAAUCCGCCUAAACUA
This is a messenger RNA of Globicephala melas (long-finned pilot whale), 1533 nucleotides long. It is a transcript of the gene CFAP298, whose product is annotated as cilia and flagella associated protein 298. Gene Ontology annotation, biological process: regulation of cilium movement. NCBI's taxonomy places the organism in Eukaryota, Metazoa, Chordata, Mammalia, Artiodactyla, Delphinidae. The record is from RefSeq and is a predicted model, not a curated record.